Messenger RNA from Thlaspi arvense, 1080 nucleotides. The record is from the annotation of a GenBank genome assembly. NCBI's taxonomy places the organism in Eukaryota, Viridiplantae, Streptophyta, Magnoliopsida, Brassicales, Brassicaceae.
AUGGCUAGCCGGAGAGAAGUAAGGUGCCGCUGCGGUAGAUGGAUGUUGGUUCAACCGGGGGCCAGUGCCGUCCAAUGCUCAACCUGCCAUACCGUCACGCAGCUCCACUCGCUCGUGGACAUAGCGCGCGGUGCGAGCCGCAUGAUUCGUGGGUUUCAACAGCUUCGCAGACAACAUCAUGAACAACAACAACAAAUGAUGGCUCUGGCUCAACCGCCUCCACGCCUGCUCGACCCUCUUCCCUCGCCGUUUGGGAAGAAGAGAGCGGUUUUGUGCGGCGUCAACUAUAAGGGGAAAAUCUAUAGCCUCAAAGGUUGCAUCAGUGAUGCUAAAUCCAUGAGGUCUUUCUUGGUUCAACAAAUGGGUUUCCCUAUUGACUCCAUCCUCAUGCUCACAGAAGAUGAAGCGAGUCCGCAGAGGAUACCGACAAAGAGAAACAUCAGAAAGGCGAUGAGAUGGUUAGUUGAAGGAAACAGAGCAAGGGACUCGCUUGUGUUCCAUUUCUCUGGCCAUGGAGCUCAGCAGAAGGACUACAACGGAGACGAGGUCGACGGUCAAGACGAAGCCCUGUGCCCUUUAGACCAUGAAACAGAAGGUAAAAUCAUCGAUGACGAGAUUAACAAGACACUCGUGAGGCCGCUCGUCCAUGGAGCUAAGCUUCACGCUGUCAUCGACGCCUGUAACAGCGGCACUGUCCUUGAUCUACCCUUCGUUUGCAGGAUGGAGAGGAAUGGUUCUUACGAAUGGGAAGAUCAUCGAUCAGUGAGUGCUUACAAAGGAACAGAUGGUGGGUCAGCUUUCUGUUUCAGUGCUUGUGAUGAUGAUGAAUCCAGUGGUUACACUCCUGUGUUCACGGGAAAGAACGCAGGAGCCAUGACUUAUAGCUUCAUAAAGGCGGUGAAGACAGCUGGACCGGCUCCCACGUACGGUCACCUUCUCAACCUUAUGUGCUCUGCGAUACGCGAGGCCCAGUCUCGCCUCGCCAUCGAUGACGACUACACAAGCUCUGAUGCCUCAGCGGAGCCACUGCUAACAUCAUCAGAGGAAUUCGACGUGUACGCGACAAAGUUUGUACUCUGA